Molecule: messenger RNA, 1198 nt
Organism: Lacerta agilis (Sand lizard)
Lineage: Eukaryota; Metazoa; Chordata; Lepidosauria; Squamata; Lacertidae
Gene: NPDC1
Product: neural proliferation, differentiation and control 1
Exons: 9
Coding region: 83-943 (286 amino acids)
Cellular component (GO): membrane
Source: RefSeq, a predicted model, not a curated record
CGCAUCUCCAAGCAGCCGCUGCUACUGCUGCUGCCGCCCCGCCGACGUCGCCGCGAUGCUCCGCCGGGCCAGCCGCUGAAGGAUGAGCGCCUGUCCCUUCCUCCGCCUGCUGCUCCUGACGCCCCUCGCCUGGGGCCUCCUCAAGUCAUGCCCUCGAAGUCUGGAAUGCGCUUUGCUGCGGCGUGAGUUCUGCAUCCCCGGAACGUUUGCCUGUGGCCCGUGUCUCUCUCAGUUCAUCGAGGAUGGAGACGGCCAAUGCAUCCCGAAGGCACGGGCGGCCAGCGGGCGACCCAGUGCUCCCAACCUAGAGGAGGAAGUUGAUUUAGUGGUGGAUGCGCUGUCCAAGCAGGAUAAUCCUCGCCAGGAUGAAACCCCGGCCCCGACAGGCAAGCACCCCAGGACCGGUGCACCAAAGUCAGAGUCCUUGCCAAAGGGGUGGGCAAGACGCCCUCCUGCAACAGCUUCCCUUCGCACGGAGGCAGUCAAAAGUACUCCAGUGGAAACGUCACUCUCAUCAAAUGACGCUCUCAUACUGGGGAUGAUAGUCGUUUGCACAGCUGCAGGGAUCGCAGCUCUGGUGGUGGCAGCUGUCUGCUGGUGCAGGCUGCAAAAGGAAAUACGCCUCGCUCAGAAAGCGGACUACCCAGUUCAGAAGCUCCCGGGCCCUCCAUCGUAUGACAAGAUCUCACCUGGCGAUAAGAAGUUGGCACAGAGUGCCCAGAUGUACCACUACCAACACCAGAAACAACAGAUGCUCUCCAUGGAGAAGAAUAAAGAGGAGGCCAAAGUUCCAGAAUCUGCGUCAUCGGAUGAAGAAAACGAAGAUGGAGACUUCACCGUCUAUGAGUGCCCGGGCCUUGCUCCUACUGGCGAAAUGGAAGUGAAGAAUCCUCUGUUUGACGACUCCUCGCUGCACUCCCCACCCACCAAGUUGCACCCAUGACCUCCGGCCGAGCAUGUUGUGGACUGUGUCUGCCGAGCCUUAUGUGUAGGAAUGUCCCAACCUGCUGACAUUCGAACCCUCACUACCUAAAGAAAGAGUCUCCUUUGCAGCACCUCCAGAUGCCCGAAUGCACAUCUCCCCUCCCCCCCUCCCCACGCCAACAAAUGAAUCUCUGAAAUAAAUGCACAUUAUUGGCUUCUGGGGAGGGCGGGAGGGCGGGGCUUCACUCUUCAGCUCUUCAUUGCUACCACUGCA